UCUUCCAUAUGCUUCGUACGCCGUACAUUGAAAGCGCAUGUGUUUCGUGAAUGUGUAUUUGCCGACAGUAAAAAAAACUACUUAAUUCCUUGAAAUAAACACAUAUUAUAGUCACACAGAAUUUCAUAAAUUGCUGAUGUUAUUUUUGAAUCUUCAAGGCAUCCAAUAGUAUAAAUAUUUUGUUAAUUUGAGAAACUUUAAUCGUCAAAAUGACCGAGGAAGAAGCGAUUUUCGAUCCCAACAUGAAGAAGAAGAAGAAGAAAAAGAAGACGCCCUUUGAUCUUGAGGCGGCAUUAGAAGGCGGUGGAGACACACCAGAAAGCACGGAUGCACCGGCAGCGGAAGAUACACCCCAGAGCACAGAAUCCAAAGAUACAGAGAAAAAGACAGAUGAUGAUUUUGACUUGGAUGAGUUUAGUGUAAAGAAGAAGAAGAAAAAGAAGAAGACUUUACCCUUUGACAUGGACACCAUGGAGGAUGCCUUAGCAGAAGCAGAGAAUGCAGCUGAUGGUGAAUCUCAAGAUGCUCCGAUGGAAUCAGCUCAGAUGGACACCACUGACUUUGAUGCUGAUCUUAACUUCUCUCUCACAAAGAAGAAAAAGAGAAAGAAGAAGCCCAAGCUUGAAGACAUUGAAGCGGAAGUAAUGGAGAACGGUGAUAAAGAAGAAGAGAAGGAAGAUACGGAGGUGAAGGAUACGAGUGGUACAACGUGGGCUGGCACCGAGAGAGACUACUUAUAUGAUGAGCUCCUGACGAGAGUGUUUGACAUCAUGAGAGCCAAGAAUCCUGAUAUGGUGACUGGUGAGAAGAAACGGUUUGUCAUGAGGCCACCUCAGGUAGUCAGAGUCGGAACCAAGAAAAGCUCCUUUGUAAACUUCACCGAUAUUUGUAAAAUGCUGCAUCGACCUACAGAGCAUCUACUGGCAUUCUUAUUAGCUGAGAUGGGAACCAGUGGCUCUAUUGAUGGCAACAACCAGUUGAUUAUUAAAGGACGAUUUCAACAGAAGCAAAUUGAAAACAUUCUCCGUCGAUACAUCAAGGAGUAUGUCACCUGUCACACAUGUCGAUCCUCGGAUACUUUCCUUCAUAAAGAGAAUCGGCUCUUCUUUCUCCAGUGCGAGAGAUGUCAAUCUCGCUGUUCUGUUGCCAGCAUCAAAUCUGGUUACCAAGCCGUCACAGCGAAACGUGCACAGAUUAGAGCUAAGGCAAAUUAACAUCGGGGGUUAGGGAAGGGUAAAUCAGUUCAGACGAGGUACAAAUCAGGAAUCGUGCGGGGUAAGGGUGUGGCCUUUAGAUUGGCACCACCUCAGGAUUGAAAGAAACAAAAAACAAGUUACUCAAUUCUUCUCAUAAUGAGGUAUAUUUUUAUGGUUAUGAGAUACGUAGAAAUAUCUUUGUAAAUUUAAUCCAUUUAUGGGUUUUUGGGAAUACCACUGAAGCUAACCAUAAUCUUAUUUCUAUUUCCAGUCUGUUAUAAGCUGAUAUUUUUAAUGAAACAUUUCAUUUACUUGUAUGAUUCAGUGCUACAUAUUAGUCAGCCUUUGAUGAAUACAUGACUUUUGUAUUAGCAUUGUGCAUAACGCCAUGUUUGCAGGGAAAAUGUACUAACUGUGAAUACUCUGUGCCAACAGGGCUUAGUUGCAUAGAGCUGCUUAAAGCACAAAAUGUUGCUUAGUAACAUUAUUUCUUGCUAAGCAGGAAUAUGCAGGUUACCAUUCACAAAUAGUUCAUGUGACAUUAUAUUUUGGCUGGUAAACUUAUUCAGGUGUAAAACACAAUAUUUGUUGUGCAUUCAGCAGUUUUAUGAAACUUGGGCCUGGUUCUACUUCCCUGGGGUAUGUUUUACCAAACGACCAUCUGUGACUGAUUUCUUGUAAUAUGCUGAAUAUUUUAUCCAAAUCAUUAGCUUUACGUUUUUCAGUUGUAGUUGUUGCUGAUACUGUGCUAUACCCUUGAAACUAAUAAAAUAAAUGAUAUUCAUAUGAUUUGUAAAGGGGAAUUUUCAAUGACCUUCCUUUUAAAGGAAUGGUUUUACAAGCAUUGAUUCUCCAAUGUGUUUAAUUGGAGUCGUCAUGUUUUUUGGCGACCAUAGCACAACUUUUCCUGACAUCAAAUCUACUAACCCAAAUAUUUUGUGAGAGCCAGCGAGGGAUCAGAAACAGAUUGUGAGAUAGAUUCAUUUCUUGAAAAUUACUCUCACUUCUUUUUUCAUGUUGUGAAACGCAAUGUUCAUAAUUUUAUUUUUGGUAUUUUAUAAAAACCUGUCAAUCCUGAACCAAGAAGUUGGUUACAUUUUACAAUGUGGAACAGCUACAUAAAUGCGAUGAAAAUGAAUUCUUGAAAAUCGCUUGUAACCAGUGACUGAAGCUUUUAAGCAGGGACUAGUUUACUCUUUAUCCCAAAAAGAUUUCCCCAAAUUCUUUUGUUGAAAACUCUGAAGUUAAUACAAGUUUUGUAUUAAGUGUGAUUGUAGUGGUCAUUUAUGUAGUCAUUGAAAUAAAUCAACAGUUUAAACAGA
Molecule: messenger RNA, 2518 nt
Organism: Asterias rubens (European starfish)
Lineage: Eukaryota; Metazoa; Echinodermata; Asteroidea; Forcipulatida; Asteriidae
Product: eukaryotic translation initiation factor 2 subunit 2-like
Exons: 8
Coding region: 210-1214 (334 amino acids)
Biological process (GO): translational initiation; formation of cytoplasmic translation initiation complex; formation of translation preinitiation complex
Cellular component (GO): eukaryotic translation initiation factor 2 complex
Molecular function (GO): translation initiation factor binding; mRNA binding; translation initiation factor activity
Source: RefSeq, a predicted model, not a curated record